CCGCACGCAGGACGGGCGCGGAGGGGGUGCAACGAACCCUCUCUUUCUCUCUCUCUCUCUCUCUCUCUCUCUCUCUCUCUCGCUCGCUCGUUUGCUGUCUUGGUCACACUGCGUGGGAGGGGAGGAGUAGCGCGUAAGCUCGACUCGCCGCUAACGGCUCUGAUGCAGAGAGAGCGAGUCGCGCGUCCUCGCUAGCGCGUCGUGUCAGCUCGCUGUGUGUGACCCGUGUGCGCGCGUGUUUGUUGUUGUGUGCUGUCAGCCGAGAGACUCUCGCAGAAGAAGUAAGCGCACUCGAGAGGAAUUAUCAUGGCGACACCGCCCGCCGCAUGCUCUGGUUCCGGCAACUCUGCAGCCGAGGCCGCAGCGAGCAAUACUAAUACCACUGCUACUUCCUCCGCUGCUACUAACACUACUGGCAACGCAACCGCUGCUCAGCAGCAGCAGCAACCGGAACCCGUAGACCCGGCCACCCUCGACUUUAAGAGUCGCAGCAUCGAGCAAGCUGUCUUGCCACUCGUCUCCAAGAUCUCCAAGCUGGUGUCGCACAGGGACAGGCCGUUCCGAUGCGAACGAAAUCCAGGGGUACUGGCGCGGGUCGGCCAAGGCGUGAACCUCGCGGUCGAGAGGUUCGUCACAGUCGCCGAGACGAUAGCCGACGACAACCUCGAGGUCAAGCAGGACAUGUACGAGGCUUGCAAGGAAGCGAGGGUCGCUGGAUCGGCCAUCGAGAAGCUAUGCGAGCGAGCGAUGGAGGAGAGCAUGACGGACAGGGAAGCCGUGGUGCGAGCGGCCAAGUGCCUGCUGGGCUCGGUGACGCGAGUCCUGCUGCUGGCAGACAUAACCGUGGUUAAACAGCUGCUCAUGGCUAAGGACAAGGUGGCACGUAGCCUGGGACGACUCGAGAGCGUCUCGAACUUCACCGAAUUCGUCAAGGCCUUCAGCCAGUUCGGCGCCGAAAUGGUCGAACUGGCUCACAUGACGGGCGACCGACAGAACGAUCUGAAAGACGAGAGGCGGCGAGCUCAAAUGGCGGCGGCGCGACAGGUCCUGGAACGAAGUACGAUGAUGCUGUUGACGUCGAGCAAGGCCUGCCUCAGGCAUCCCGAGUGCCCUUCAGCGAAGGAAAACAGGGACACGGUUUUCUGCCAGAUGAGGCGAGCGAUGGAUCUCAUUCAUUACGUCGUCAAGGACGGCGUCCUCGACUGCAGCGAAUCCACCUACUCCAAUUCACAAAGUCCACAGCAGGAGGACUGGGACAGCAGUACCGUGUUCUCGGCUCUGAAGCAGUUCGAGAGGCUGGUCGAGUCGACGCGGAUGACGCUGUUGUCGGCGGGUUGUCGCGAGACCCUCACCGCGGCGCUGGACGUCGUGGUCGAACGUACCCAGGACUUUACCGACAGCGCCUACACCAGCCACGAACACAGAGAGAACAUCCUACUGCUCUGCGACAGAGCUAAACUCGAGCUUAACACGCUACUCAGAGUCGGCAACAGUAUGAAUUUCGAAACGAACAGCACGAGCUCGCCGAACUCGGAAUUGGACCAGGCAAUACUGGGAGUAUUGCGGGCGACGCGCGACCUUCGCCAGCAACUGUGUCAGACGACGAUGGAGCAGGCCGGCGAUCUCGGGCAGGUCACAAAGGCCGGACAGGAGCUCGUGUCGACCAUCCGGAACCUCGCGCUCGCCAACGAUAUCGACAGAUUGCAGGAAAGCAGCGAUCGAUUCCACGAGUACAUUGAGCACAUACUCGAGGUCUGCAAGCUCCUGAGACACAUCGCGCUCUCGGAGUCCCUGCAGGUCUCGGCGAAGUUCACGGAGAUCAACCUGCGGAUAUACGGACCUCAAGUGGUGACGGCCGCGCACACGUUAGCGAGGCAUCCCACUAGCAAGAUCGCCAAGGAGAACCUCGAAGUGUUCGCAGACAUGUGGCAGUGGCUGAUGUCGGACGUGACAACCGUGGCGAAAGACGUCCUCGAACUGACCCAGAGUCGACCCGAGAAGCAAGUCUACAUGUCCCUUCCUCGACCAGGAAAGCACGGGACGACCAGCAAACCACUGAAACCGGUGAGGCUGGACAGCGAGGAGCAGGCGAAAAUAGCGAAAGCCGGCCUCGAGAUGAAGCGCAUAACCUCGGAGAUGGACGCCGAGACGGAAAAGUGGCAGGAGAACGGCAGCGCUCUGGAGGAGAACAACGACAUCGUGAAGCGCGCGAAGAACAUGUCCUCGAUGGCCUUCUCCAUGUACCAGUUCACGAGGGGCGAGGGGGCCCUGAAAACCACCCAAGACCUCUUCACGCAAGCUGAGUAUUUCGCCGAGGAGGCCAACAGAUUGUACAAAGUUGUGAGACAAUUCAGCUACCAGGUACCGGGUGGGCCACACAAAAAGGAACUCCUGGAGAACCUGGACCGUGUGCCGACGUACGUCCAGCAGUUACAGUUCACCGUGAAGAAUCCCACCGUGGGAAAAGCCGCCACUUUCAUUAAAGUCGACAACGUCAUCCAAGAGACGAAAAAUCUCAUGAACGUCAUAUCGAAGGUUGUCACUACGUGCUUCGUUUGCGCCACAAAGUACAACCUGGAUUUCCGAGGUCUGUCGGCGCGCGGGGCCGGCGGCUCGCCGUACCGGGGCGGAGACGGCUCGGGUGCCGAUGGCGACGGCAGCGGCGCAGGUGGCGACGGCAGCAAGGUGGGCUCCGCCCCUGGCAGCGAUCCGUCCGUCUGACAGUUCGGGAUGGCCCGACGGGCCAAGGGGGACGCUCGCCGCACACGGGUUUCCUUUUUGCUUUUCUAAGGCUCCGCGCGAUUUCCUGCUCCACCAGGCAGAGCACUCUCGUCAUCCCUCGUUAUCCAUCUACGCCAUUGGCUCUUUCUUUCUCGAUCUUCCUCGUCUUGUCGUUGGGAAGACCGUCCAAAUUCGCCGAUCACGCUUCCGUUUCUUGUUAUAACUUCUCUGCCGAUGACGUGGAGCGCGAAACGAGCCUGAGAAGGAAACCUGAGGGCGGCAGCAGGGCGGUCAGGGACGUACUUUGUGGCAAAGACGAAGCCGAGAUGCCGUGUGACGACGCGUUUCUCCAAACGCACUUGUCAUCACGACAUCUAAACACAUCUCCUGCGAUAUUCUGUAAUGCCCAGCGUCGUCGAGAGCUUCUGUGCAUCGAGGCUCGAGCUUUGGAGCCGUGAGAGGCGAAGAUUAAGGCUCGAGGCUUGACCGGAGAAUCGACGACGCUGCGUACACUUACUUACCAAUGUAAUACCGCGAGGACAGAGCCGUCUAAGAGCCGGGCUUCCCUUUGUAAUUAUAACAGUGCCACGCCGUUCUUUCCAAAAGUGUACAGUCUGCGAAAAAAACAAACCAAAGGUCGAGCUUCUACCGCACGAUAUAAAGUCUAUAGUUUAUACAGCGGGACGAUCGGUUGUUCUUUUCCGGCGAUCGAAAGUAACGUUUACAAAGUUUUUUCUACACACUCACACACUCGGCGGAUAAUAUAUAAUAUGGUGGUUAUAUAUACAAAUAUAUGAUGAUGACAAUUAUGUAUAUGGAUGUGUGUGCAUGCGCGGCCGCAGCGCCUUAAAUAAGUUCUAGAUCUGUACGACGUAAAUUGUAAUUUUAACGAUAAUAAGAUUAAAGACACGAGAUAUAUAUAUAUAUAUAAUAUACAAAACACGGAGACACACAGUGAACUGAUUAGUCUCUAACGAAUUAUAUAGAGAGGCGAUGAUGAUGGUGAUGAUGAUGACGAUGAAGGGGGGACGAGGACCCAAAGUUCGAAAUCGUAACAUUUAGGUGCAUUUAUAGAUGAUGAUGAUGAUACCCUCUAGCAUGUUGGAUACAUCUACUUUUUUCCGAUUAUCAUUGUUAUAUCGUGUAAUGAAUAUAUUAUAUAUGUGAAAUCGCGGGAGCGACGAAAACCACACUGUAAAUACGUAUACGACACACGUUUAAAUUUGAAUUUUUUUCCUCUUCUUUCGAACAUUCUGUACACACGUAUCGUACAGAGUUGGCACAAAGAAAAAGCUCAUUUUUGCCCUCUUCGCUUAUCUCAACGGCACUCAUUUGUACUGCGUCGAGUCGACGUAAAUCGGAUGUGUACUCGGGACAUUUUUCGCAUACGCUUAUGGUAACAUCGUUGUCUCGAAGUGGUACGAGUGACUUCGUAUUCAUUGCGUUUACUUCCUUUUCUUUUUGUAAAAGUACGUCCACAGACUCUUCUCCCUGUUAAUUCCGCGAAUCGAGAGAGAAAUCGGUUGUAGAUCGCGAAGCGAAUGUGUGACGAAUGAUAACACCAAAACUUGUCUGUGGAGCUACUUGGCGAGUAUGUAUAUCUGCACUGGCGAUGCACUAAAUAUACGGGAACUUCGCAAAGAUCGGCUGCGUUAUCGUAACUAAGGCGGCUGAUCUUUCGAAUUAUCCUCCAAAGUUCCUAGGUACAUGUUUGAGAAUACGGAAGUGACCGGCUGCUUCGGUUCACCUUCUCUUUUCUUGAGAUACAAUUAGUUGCGUUUGAAAUAAAAAAAAACAAUUAAAAUAAACAAAACACUUUUAAAUGUCGAUAUAUUGUGUAUAUUGCUAUUACAUUAAACGACGAUUGUACAAACUCUGUAUCAUACCCUUUCUCUUGUUGUUGCUUUUAGUUUACUAAUAGCGAUCAUGAUUUCGAGUUUCAUCCGUUAUGAGUUGUGUAAAGUGAAUUGAAUUGAUAGAAAAACACAUACUCGAGUGCGGAGGAUUGAAAAAAAAUAAUUAUGUCAAUGACGGCACAAAUAUUAAAAAAAAAACACUUGCGACGUCGUAUAAAAGAGAUCAUUUCUAUAAGUAUAGUUCUUGAGUCACUUUCUUAGUCACAUUCUGGUGCUUAUGUGUUAUCUGAACUUGAAUAUAAAUAUAUCGAUGCCGCGCCUUAUUACAAUCGCAUUCGUUGAACUUAUUAUGUAAAUGAUUAUCGCAAAUUCGUUCGUCUUUUUUCUAUGAUAAUACUAUUAGUCUCGAACACGAGAAUAAAAAUAUAAUAGUGCUAAUGAUGAAACAAGGUUAUUUGGUACCUUAUAAUAGAGGAAAAAAGAAGAGACAAAGAGAUACCUCGUGUUAUAUUAUAUGCUGUAAACGAUAUAGCGUUAAUGGCUUUUGUUAUUCGAGAAAAGAAGAGAAAAGCGCGACACAGAGACGCGCGUCGCGUUUUCUAUAAUUUAUGGAGAAAAAGAUUUAUUAUGUAACUUAACGAUGAAUGUUGUUGAUCAUUAAAUAAACAGAAACACUUAAUAUAACAUAAUACAUUUAACGUAUAAGCGUCAUCGGCAUUUUAUAUAAAUGUUAUCAUUGUGAAACGUGUGCAAAAUAUGUCACUGAAAAAGUCUUUCUUGGUGUACUACAUCAUAACUACUUCGAUAAAUGACAAACAAACAAAAAAAUUAAAAUAAGCAACAACCAUUCCAUUUUUGACAUAUAAUUGCUUGCUCGAUCGAUGACGCUCUCUAUUUUCUCGUAUAAAGUUUUUUAAUAUUGUUAUUAGAAAAUAUUCUUGAUAUGAUCCUGUAUCGUGAUAAAAAUUAAUACAUUUCCUCGGACAUACUCGAAGUAUAUAUAUAGUAUACCUUAUGUAUAUGUUCGUUCGACUAUGUCGUGAUUAGAUGAAAAAAAAGAACGAGGACUGCAUUUGUCAAGGUACAUGAUUUUUUCUGAAAACGUGAAGAAAAUUCCUUAACCAAUAAAAAAAAUUUAGAUAAUCAUAGACGUCAGUAAAAACAAGCUCUUAUAGUUUGAGUAGCGUAACGCACACGUUGUUACAAUUGCAAUGGAGGAAUAACGUUCGUUGAUAAUAAUAUCGGUAAAGAAAAAAAAAGUAAACGAGUAAUCGCGAAUUUGAAUUAGGAGCGAACAACUUUAUGAAUCGUUAUUUUAUCUUAUAAUACGUAAUCGUCGACUGGAAAUUAGUUUAAAGAUUUCGUGCCUGCCGUUGUUAGAGUCAAAGAAAUUUAAAGCAUUCAUUGUUGAUUUGAUUAUUUAGUUUGUAUAAUCAAUGAAUUAACUCGAUAAAUAUGAAUUUUAAGUCUCACUAAUAUGAUCAACGGUACAGUAGAGUCACGAAGGCAGAGCAAAAAAAAAGAGUAAAAUAAACAAACCGAACGGAGCUUAAAAACAGUUGAAAGUAUUACAGUUUUGUUCAACAAAAAAGAGUGACAUUUAGAAUACAGUCAAUCGCGAAUCGUUUGUAACAAUUUUGAAUUUUUCAAACAUUAAACGAAGAAAAAAAAUCGUAAAGUUGCUGAAUCUGGCGAGUCGAUGACAAUCCCGUGUGUUUAAUUAGUCUUAUAAAAAAAAUAAAUAAAUAUCUUCACGCUAAAGACGAUAAUGUGCAACAUCGUAUUAAAAGUAUCUUGCAUAUAGUGUAUCUAGAACAACGCUACUUACUUAAAAUCUAAAGACAUACGUUUAUAAUGUGGAAUGCUAUGGUAAAAAUACGACAUUAGUUUCGCUGUUUCUUAUAAAAAAUCGCAAAAUAUGCACGUCACUCGCGACAUCAAAUUCUAUUCUAUACGAAACUCUCUUUCUAAAGGAUAAUUUAUCUCCACUUAAUAACUGUCUACACACGUAUACACUUUAUCAAACAAAAAUGGCCCUUUUAUCUCUAAGUGUGAAGAAUAGUCUGUUUGUAAGAAUGCCUUUUGCAUACGCGAAUUUUUCGUAAUAAAGAUGAAGAAACAAGCAUUGAGUAAUGAAUAUAAUAUAAACGGACAAAAAAGUAAUCAUUUUAAUGCAACUCUCGCUUGAGGACUGAUCGGACGCGCACAAGUAACUCGUUCGCAUCAGUGCUUCGAUUAAACGUUUUUUAACAAGCAAGAAAAGUUCAGCGCGAUCACUAAGUACAUAUUUAUUCGCCUACAAUUAUUGUACUGCACUUACGAAGUUCCGUGUCAAGUAAAAACAGCAGCUUCAGCCUUUUCGAUCUUUGUAUAAGCUCUAUAUCUCUGCACCGAUAUCGUUAAACAAUUGUCGCUAAUUAUGAUUUACUAUCGUGAACGCAAGAUAAAUAAUAAUAAGAUGAAAGCUCGAUACGUGAAUUUUUACAUACGCUGCACGUGAAUAGACAGAAGCUGAUGUGGUGCAUCCAUACGCGCGAAUGAUGUCGAACAAAAAAUAAAUAAAUAAAAAAGGAACAAUGCCAACGUGCAGACUUGAGAUUCUGAGUGUACAUACGAACAAUGGGAUUAAUGAUUAAACGUUAUUAAACUAUAAGGUUUAACGUAUAAGGAUAAAAAAAACUUAAGGGAUAUAAGAUCACUCGACUGAUGUAAACCAAUAAAUAAAUAAAUAUACUGAAAAGCUACGAUAAGAAUGGAAAAACAUACGUACUACUGUAUAACUUUUCUUCGUGGGUCAUGGCGCACCCUAUAUAGUAGGCCGAAUAUAAAAGACAACAAAAAAACAAACACACAUGAUUUAGAAAAUCUCUCGGUAUAGAUAGGAUAUAAUAAAGUCAUGAAUGAAAAAAAGAAAAAAAAAACAUAGGCAUAACUAGAUUAAACAAACGAUGGUGUCAUAUAUUUUGUGAGUAUAAUAGCAAGUUUUGAUCGUGGCAGCCCAUAAAGAAGGUCUUGCCUCUUCGCCAACUCGAAUCAAGCGCCGUGCAAAGGGUCAAGAUUUUUCGUACGUCUGGAGACGCGGAUGUAAGAGGAGAACUAAACGAUAUAAUCUAUAAUCUCGAGUUUGUAUACAAAAUAAAUAAAUAAAGAGAAACUUUACAUUCUUUGCA
Messenger RNA from Nasonia vitripennis (jewel wasp), 7747 nucleotides. RefSeq names its product alpha-catulin (gene alpha-Catr). The transcript has 11 exons. The coding region runs from base 307 to 2721 and encodes 804 amino acids. Gene Ontology annotation, biological process: cell adhesion; Rho protein signal transduction. Gene Ontology annotation, molecular function: actin filament binding; cadherin binding. Lineage: Eukaryota; Metazoa; Arthropoda; Insecta; Hymenoptera; Pteromalidae. The record is from RefSeq and is a predicted model, not a curated record.